Molecule: messenger RNA, 957 nt
Organism: Aspergillus caelatus
Lineage: Eukaryota; Fungi; Ascomycota; Eurotiomycetes; Eurotiales; Aspergillaceae
Product: SDR family oxidoreductase
Exons: 1
Coding region: 1-957 (318 amino acids)
Source: RefSeq, a predicted model, not a curated record
AUGGCUCCAACUAUCCUUGUUGUCGGUGCAACAGGCAACACCGGCCGGGCCGUGACCCAAACCCUCCCAACCAUUCUUAAAGCGAACGAAACCUUCUCCAACCACCGAGUGCUUGCCAUGACCAGGUCUCUUUCCAGCCCUACAGCCCAAGAUCUUGCGAAAAUUCCCGGCGUUGAGGUUGUCGAAUAUAACUGGACCGACAUCACUGCCGACUGGCUUCGCGAACAGCAAGUUGUGCGCGCCUUUAUUGCUUCCCACAACGCACCAAAUCAAUUUGCUGAAGAGUCGGCCUUCCAUGUCGCCGCCCUGAAAGCCGGUGUUGAGUAUAUUGUGCGCAUCUCCACCACGGCGCCCAAUGUCCGUCCCGAUUUCGAAGCCUACUAUCCGCGCCAGCACUGGGCUAUCGAGGCCCUGCUUGAGUCCGCAGAGUUUAGUGCUUUGGGAUGGACCUCGCUCCAGCCAAACAUAUUUCUGAACUUUUAUCUUGCCGUUGCGGCCCAGUUUAUCAAGCAAUAUAGACAGGCUGGUGAGCAGGACACGCUCAGGUUAAUGGCGGCUAAGGAUGCGCCUGUUGCUCCUAUUCACCCAGACGAAGUCGGCAUUUUUGCAGCUCACCUUCUGGCCCAGGUUGAUCCGAGUGCGCACAAUCGGGCCAAGUAUAUCCUGAAUGGGCCGGAGGAUAUCACCGGCGAGCAGCUAGUUGGCUUGGUAGAACAGCAUAUUGGCACCAAGGUGAAGGAUGUGAAUUAUCAGGACUUGAGCCUCUUGGAUGCAAUGCUGAACAGUGGCUUUGGAGGUCCGGGACAAUCGAAGACUGUCAUCGGGUCUACGAGAUAUGCGGUGACGACUAUGUGGGAAGGUAAAUGUAAUGCUGCAACGACUAGUAAGCAGGUUUUGAAGAUUGCUGCGCCGAAGCGGACGCCUGCGGAGGUGCUGAGGAGCUUGCUAGAGGAGUAA